AUGAAGAGCGCAGGUCCAGAGGCGAGCACGUCACAGGCUCUGGCCUUCGACCUCGACUUGCACGUCCAGUACCUCGUCGGUCUCAAGAACAAGAAGGAGGACUUUGAGUCGUGCAUGACGGAGCACAUGCGCGUCAGUGGCUUCUACUGGGGCGUGGGGGCCAUGGCGCUACUCGAUCGAGAGGACGAGAUGCAGCCAUCGGCGAUCGUGGACUGGGUGCUCCAGUGCGAGCACCCGGACGGCGGCUUUGCCGGCAACGUCGGGCACGAUCGACACCUCCUCUACACGCUGCACGCUCUGCUCGUGCUGGCAAUGCUCGGAGCGCUGGACCGGAUCCAGAGGGACAAGUGCGCGACGUUUGUCGCGUCUUUGCAACAAGGCGACGGCUCGUUUGCGGGCGACGAGUGGAAGGAACUCGACACCAAGUUCACGUACUGUGCGCUGUCGGCCCUCAAGAUCUUGGACAAGUUGGACCUGGUGAACGUCGAGACGGCGGUGGCCUACGUCGACAGGUGCCGCAACUUUGACGGCGGGUUUGGCAACAUGCCGGGCUGUGAGUCACAUGGAGGACACAUUUUUACGGCCGUGGGUGCACUGUCCAUGGGGUUUGCGCUCGAGCAGUACGUGGACGACGAACUGCUGGGCUGGUGGCUCUGCGAGCGACAAUGUGACUCGGGUGGGCUGAACGGGCGACCCGAGAAGCAGGCAGACGUGUGCUACAGCUGGUGGAACAUUGCGUCGCUCAUUAUGAUCGGUAAACUCGACUGGAUCAGCAAAGAGAAACUCAUUGCGUUCAUUCUCGCAUGUCAGGACCCUGAGGAUGGAGGGAUCGCCGACCGGCCAGGAAACGUAGCAGAUGUGUUCCACACGUUCUUUGGUAUUGCGGGCCUCUGCAUGCUCGGCUACUUUGACCGCGAGAAAGAAACGCAUCCGGAGUACGAACGUAUCCGCCAGAUCCACCCGACUUUUGCGAUUCCCACGGAUGUCGUCGAGAAGCUGCAGUUGACAGCGGGUAUGAUCGUGCCCAAGGUGCGUGCGGAUUAA
Messenger RNA from Hyaloperonospora brassicae, 1044 nucleotides. NCBI's taxonomy places the organism in Eukaryota, Oomycota, Peronosporomycetes, Peronosporales, Peronosporaceae. The record is from the annotation of a GenBank genome assembly.